Mobula hypostoma (lesser devil ray) is the source of this 3909-nucleotide messenger RNA. It is a transcript of the gene senp1, whose product is annotated as SUMO specific peptidase 1. Gene Ontology annotation, biological process: protein desumoylation; proteolysis. The transcript has 18 exons. The coding region runs from base 47 to 2164 and encodes 705 amino acids. The record is from RefSeq and is a predicted model, not a curated record. Gene Ontology annotation, molecular function: deSUMOylase activity. Lineage: Eukaryota; Metazoa; Chordata; Chondrichthyes; Myliobatiformes; Myliobatidae. Gene Ontology annotation, cellular component: nucleus.
CGGACGGCCGCCAUCUUCACGUUUGAAUGGGCGGCGGUUCGUCGAGAUGUUGAAGCGAGUGCGUUCGGCUGUGUGGCGGUUUUUGCUAGGUAGCCCAGAGACCCGGGAACCCGAUCGAAAGGCCGGGGGAGAACCUGAAACUGAUUCAAGAGUCGGUAGCGGAGACGUGGGCCGUGCCGGCAGGAAGAGGCCGCGGCUGAGUACACAGAGCUCAGAGGAACAGGAUGGAAGACCAUGGAAGCGACUUAAAGUGGGUGAGCUGGUGGAGGCAAUGAAGAACAGGGCAUCGGAGGCCUGGAACACCCCUAGCCUGGUGCUGAGGUGGCUGAAGAGUGGGAGUCCCUCACCGAGGGACUUGCCUGCCCCGUCCAACCCCCCUUCCUCUUCAUCUGGCGCUCCUCACCACAGGUCCCGGCGUGCACUCGCCCCCACCCAGAUCUUCUCAAGCUCGCUGGGUGAUCCCUGUAUCUGCCAGUCCAGAGAACCAGCUUGGAUCCCUCUGGUCAGACCAGACUGCUGCCAGCAGCUGCCCAGGGAGGAGGCAAUGUUUGGUUACAGGGACGAGUUGGAACUGAUGAACAGGCUCCCCCACAGCACUUGGGACCCACACCCGGUGAACAGACACUCGAAGAAUCGGCUGGCAUUGCCCAGAACUCCCAGCCCCUCCCAUGAGCCUGGACUGUCCCAGUUCGUGCCUAUGUACACCAAGACCUUCAGCAGUCGGGGAGUCCCGGAGAGACCAGCAAGCGGGAGCCAUGCACGGACCAGUAGGAAGUUCUUCAGUACAGUUGAGGAGAGUAUUCGCCAGGAGGAGAAGGAAAUCUACAGGCAGCUGCUGGAAAUGGUGGCCUCUCAGCACACCAGCAAGUUGCGGACCAUGCCCUUCUCCAGCCCACUGUCCCACCGCGGGCUACCAGGGUUCCAGAGUCCCAGGGAGCGAGGCUCUCCGAAGGUGCCAAUUUUGGAGGAGAGUCACGGGGCAAGGGAGUGCCUCGCUGCUCAGCUUGCGCCUUGUCGUUUGUCAUGGGCUGAGCCCCCCUCUGGAAGCCCAGACGUGUCUGAGACCCGUUUCAGUGCCAGCCCAGUGGUGGUGGAGGAGACCCCUGCAACAGACACCAUGUCCACAGGUUCGGAUACUGAGUCUGUGAUUGUAGUGAAGGUGAAGGAAGCUCCGAAGCGCGAGAGUGAGAGGAUGCCGAAGUUUGAUGCUGUGCUUUGGAUUCGGGAACUUACCAGUAUGUACGAUUCCCGAGCCAGGGAAAGACGGAGACGCAUCGAGGAGCAGGAAGCCCUGGCAGAUCGCCUCCGACAGCAGAGGUUGCAGGAGAGUGAGAUACUCACAGCCAGGUCUCCUAGUCAGCUCCGACUGACCGUGCCUCUGGUGGAGGAGGUGCCAAUUGCCGAUAUAUCUCACCGGGAGCUGGAGGGCGAGGAACGUGUAGUCAGGGCAGAAGAGGAGCAGCAGGAGGAGGAGGAGGAGGAGCAGCUUCCACAGCUCACAGAGGAGAUGCAGGAGGAGGUUGACCGAGCUUUCCAGCCAGGGAAUGCUGAUGAGGUACUGAGUGAAGCCUUCCGUCUCACCAUCACCCGCAAGGACAUACAGACUCUCAACCACCUCAACUGGCUCAACGACGAGGUGAUUAACUUCUACAUGAACCUGUUGGUGGAACGCAGCCUCUCACCCUCACUGCCCUCGCUCCACGCCUUCAACACCUUCUUCUUCCCCAAGCUGAAGAGUGAUGGUUACACCGCUGUGAAGCGCUGGACCAAGAGGGUCAACAUCUUCGCCAUGGAUGUGCUGCUGAUCCCAGUUCACCUAGGCGUGCACUGGUGCCUGGCUGUGGUGGACUUCAGGAAGAAGAACAUUUUCUACUACGAUUCCAUGGGAGGGAGCAACGAUGAGGCCUGCAGACUAUUGCUUCGUUACCUGAAGGAGGAGAGUCUGGAUAAGAGGAAGGUGGAGUUCGACGUCAGUGGUUGGGUCCUGGGCAGUAAACGCAGCCAGGACAUCCCCCAGCAAAUGAACGGGAGUGACUGUGGGAUGUUCACCUGUAAAUAUGCCGAUUACAUCAGCAGAGACCGACCAAUCCGCUUCUCACAGAAGGACAUGCCAUUCUUCAGACAGCUGAUGGCUUGGGAAAUCAUUCACCAGAAACUGCUCUGACACUGGGAGGCUGACCUUCAACCCAUAACUUAUGGCCGAGGCUGACCAAUCUGACCUCAAGUUAGAAGAUGGGAUUCUACGAUCAGGGAUGGGUUGUGGAGGAACCACGCCCAGCUCAGACCACCAGCCCUUCAGCCCUCCAGCAUCGGGUACCUCUGUGGGAUGGCAGGAAGGAUCCUGCCAGCAGCCCUCCUUUCCGGAGGGAGGACGUACCCUGUUCUGUGUUCCAGCCCUCUGAGGGGAGGGAGUAGGAGGCAUGAGAGGUCUAGACAAAUCCCUUGAACAGUGUCAGCAGUCUUCCCUCUUGGCAUCAACUCCUAAGUCCUCUCCUCACACUCCAUUCACAUUUUCUCUUCUCCCUGCAUCCUUUUCCCCCACUUCUUCCCCCACUCCAUCAGCUACCACUGUCUAGAACCCUUCUCUCUCUGACCCCCUCCAUUGCCACCUCUCUCUCUCACCCCCCCCAUAGUCUGAUCUACCCACCCUUUCCUCAGCAGAGACAGCAGCUUAAUGUGGCCUUAAUCCUGCUUCUAUCCACCCAAACCCUGCCAGUUGCUGGUGAGGCAGCAGAGCCUAUGGGACUCAUGGUUCAAAGUGGGGGGUCGUGGAGGUGGUGAGUGAACUCCUGCACACAGUGGGGAAUCCUUUAUUACUCCAGCUGCCGUCUUCGCAACUGCCAGCGACAGGUCCAUACAUCUCGCCCCAACACUUCCGAAUUGCUUGGCUAUGCAAGCCCCUAUCAUUUUCUAAACAGAUAGACCUCUAGAUUUUUUUUUCUAAUUGAUUGGUAGAUUUUUGUGAUACGUCUUUUGUACAGAUCUUCUCUAUUUUUUUGGGGAGUGUGACACCACGUCUCACAACCCUGGACACAAAUAAAAUCAGACAUGUUUUUGCAUCUAAUGUCUCCCUGCUCAUUCUUUAACUUUUCCAAGAGUUGUACAGGCUGGGAAUUCCACAGAGUUAUUCAUUUCCUCAUACCAAAAUUCAAGAUCUCUCUGCUCUUUGCAUGUCAGGAGUGUGAUGGAACACUCCCCACUUGCCCAGGUGGAGUUAGUCCAUGCGCUCCGCAUCCGCCACAUUACCUCUCAAACCAUCUACAGGUCAGCAGAGUGAUGGAACACUCCCCAUUUGUCUGGGUGGAGUUAGUCCACACACUCCAUAUCCACCACAUUACCUCUCCACCGUCUACAGGUCAGGAACGUGAUGGAACACUCCCCACUUGCCUGGAUGGAGUUAGCCCAUGUACUCCACAUCCACCACAUUACCGCUCCACUGUCUACAGGUCAGGAGUGUGAUGGAACACUCCCCACUUGCCUGGGUGGAGUUAAUAUAUCUUUCCAGCAUCUACAGCUCAAGAGGUUGAUGGUAUACCCUCCAUUUCCCUAGGGUUAGUGCAUCUUCAAAGAGAUCGACAUGAUCUCGAAAAAUCAGCUCACUCAAACCUUCCUUCUGCCUCAGCCCCAAAGUCUCCUUUUUCCACUACUGGCACCCUGGGGCAGCCAUAUGUUUGCAAUCACAGUUCGAUACACUGUUUGUCUUUUCUGGAGGUGGGUGCUGUGUGUGUGUUUCGUGUUCUGAUGGCGCCAGUUUUAUUGGUAUUGGUUCAUUCUUUUACAGAUCAGAUCUUUACACAGUGUAUUGAGGUAGAACAAGGUAAAACAAUAACAGAAUGCAGAAUAAAGUAUAACAGUUACAGAGAAUGUCUGCCUGCACUGCACUAUCAGGUACAAUGUCAUAACGAGGUC